This is a messenger RNA of Anopheles darlingi, 1104 nucleotides long. RefSeq names its product mucin-2-like. The record is from RefSeq and is a predicted model, not a curated record. The coding region runs from base 1 to 1104 and encodes 367 amino acids. Lineage: Eukaryota; Metazoa; Arthropoda; Insecta; Diptera; Culicidae. The transcript has 4 exons.
AUGGGUGGUGUACAGAAGGCGUUGUUACUGAUUCUCGCUGUUGAACUAACAUUGAGCACCUCACGUGGACAGUUAAUGUGUUACCAUUGUGAUGAUUGCGACUACGCUAUGGUUGAUAUAGUACAAUGUGGUCCUGGCCGUCCAUUGUUGCCAUUUCCGGAUUCUGAACCCACGACUGUUCCUACAACUUCGACCCUUGAACCAGAAACUACAACGAUUACACCUCCUAUAGUUCCAACAAUCGAGCCAGAGACCACGACACAGGUUCCUCCAUCGAUUCCAACGAUCGAGCCAGAGACCACGACACAGGUUCCUCCAUCGAUUCCAACGAUCGAACCGGAGAUCACGACACUGGUUCCUCCAUCGAUUCCAACGAUCGAACCGGAGACCACGACACUGGUUCCUCCAUCGAUUCCAACGAUCGAACCGGAGACCACGACACUGGUUCCUCCAUCGAUUCCAACGAUCGAGCCAGAGACCACGACACUGGUUCCUCCAUCGAUUCCAACGAUCGAACCGGAGAUCACGACACUGGUUCCUCCAUCGAUUCCAACGAUCGAACCGGAGACCACGACACUGGUUCCUCCAUCGAUUCCAACGAUCGAGCCAGAGACCACGACACAGGUUCCUCCAUCGAUUCCAACGAUCGAACCGGAGACCACGACACUGGUUCCUCCAUCGAUUCCAACGAUCGAGCCAGAGACCACGACACUGGUUCCUCCAUCGAUUCCAACGAUCGAGCCGGAGAGUACUACCACCGAACCGGAAACCACUACAAUUAGUACAUCUCCUGGAGGGCCUAUUUUGACACCACCAACUCAUCCAACGUUUGAUCCGAAUCCAACAACCACUACUCCAAAUGGUGGACCAAUUUUGACACCACCGACACACCCAACCCCCUUGGUUCCCAUUGGUUUUGGAAUCGUGCUACCCAUCCAGCCCAACACACCACAGUACGCUUGUCUCUCCGUUCGUCGUGUUGAAAAUAAUCGCAACAUCGUAAGCAGAGGAUGCGCACAACUGAUGCAUAGUGUACACCAAACGUGUGAUAAUGCUACGAAAGGUGGACACCAGAGUUGUGUGGCUUGUGUAUCACAAUUCUAG